CGAGAACCGGCUUGGCAAAAUAAAUAAUAGUUUACUGAUAAACUAAACCAAAAACACACAAACAUAAACACACAGAGCAAUGCAGACAUAAGGAAUAAAGAUGAAUAAGUGUGCAAGUGUGUGAGAAAGAGCGAGAGAGAUGGGAUGUGUAAGGGAGGGGUAAAACAAGAGAUAAAGAGCAGUUGGAGGCAAAAGCAAAUAGAGUCUGGGAAGAGAGGAUGAAGGGAGGACAAGAAUGUAUAAAGAGCGAGUGACAGGCACACACACAGACACGCACCUUUUUCCACGGCGACAACAUGGGGGCAGUUGUUGGAACAUUGACCAUGCAAACUAGACAGCGAAGACUCUCAUCAAGAGAUAAGAUCGAUGAUGAUUUUGAGCUGUCUGUAGUGUGUCAUCGUCCAGAAGGUUUGGAGCAGCUUGAGGCGCUAACAAACUUCAGCAAGAAGGAACUACAAGUGCUGUACAGAGGCUUUAAGAAUGAAUGCCCCAGUGGAGUUGUCAAUGAAGAGACGUUCAAACAGAUUUACUCACAGUUCUUUCCUCAUGGAGAUGCCAGCACAUACGCACAUUACCUGUUCAAUGCCUUUGACUCCUCCCAAAACGGAUCCAUCAAAUUUGAGGACUUUGUCACAGCUCUGUCCAUCUUGUUGAGAGGAACAACAACAGAGAAGUUACAGUGGACGUUCAAUCUGUAUGACAUUAACAGAGAUGGGUACAUUAAUAAAGAGGAGAUGAUGGAUAUAGUGAAAGCCAUAUAUGACAUGAUGGGCAGAUUUACGUAUCCCGCUCUGAAGACUGACACACCAAAACAGCAUGUGGAUGCUUUCUUUCGGAAAAUGGACAAGAACAGAGAUGGAGUCGUCACACUGGAUGAGUUUAUUUACUCCUGUCAAGAGGAUGAAAACAUCAUGAAAUCAUUGCAGCUCUUUGAGAAUGUCAUAUAGCCACAGGAAGAGGGGGAUGAAAAGAUAAAUUAGUAUGAACUUUUGAAGCUGAUAAGGACUAAUGAAGGACCACUAUGGUAAUCUCUUUGGCAGUUUGAAAGUUUUUAUCCCCUCCUUACCUUGCCAAAUGUUUGUUUAAAGGUGAUAUGUGUAUUUUCUGCAAUGACAGUCACCAUUUUCAAACACUCUGCUUCUCUUUCAUUGAUUGGAAAAACAGCUGCUCCAAAUCACACCAUUGGUUGUCCCAAUGUUGCACUAAUGGGCUGGAUUGGACGCACAAACCUCCAAAUGACACAUACAGCACAGUUGAAUCUACAUAUUAAACUGGGAUGGGAGAAAGAAUGACCGUUUUCAUUCAACCCAUGCUGUUUAACCUCAACGGACCUCAUUUGCAGAAUAAUGUAAGAAUUCGGUUCAUAACCAAAAACAAGUUAAAAGUGUGUCAGCUACUUGAACCAACCGAUCCAAAUACACAAAGACUCUUUCUGCAGCACUGAAUUACUGUGAGGUAUUUGAAAGCCUAUCAUUGAUAUUUGUAUGAAUGUAUUUUGAUAUGUUUAAAGGGACAGUUCACCCAAAAUGAAAAUUCUCUCAUCACUUACUCACCCUCAUACCAUCCCAGAUGUGUAUGACUUUCUUUCUGCACCAGAACACAAAUGAAGAUUUUUAGAAGAAUACCUGAUCACUGUUAAUGUCCAUAGUGAAUGUCAAUGGUGACCAGACCUUUUGUAGCUCCACAAAUCACAUAAAGGAAACAUAGAAGUAAUCCAUAAGACUCCAGUGGUUAAAUCCAAAUCAUCAGAAGCUAUAUCAUAGAUGUGGGUGAGAUUUUAUAACUCUAAAUCUCCACUUUCACUUUCACUUUGACAUCUGAAAGUCACACGUGGUGCCUGUUUAGUUUUACUUUCACCUCUGAAAGUGAAAGUGGAGAUUUAGAGUAAUAAAGGACUUAAAUAUUGAUCUGUUUCUCAUUCACAUCUAUCAUAUUGAUUCUGAUUUAAAAUCUUAUGGAUUACUUUUAUGCUGCAUUUGUGAUUUUUUUUUUUUUUUUUUUUUGGAGCUACAAAGUUCUGAUCACCAUUCACAUGCAUUGUAUGGACCAACAGAGUUGAAACAUUCUUCUAAACAUCUUAAUUUGUGUUCUGCAGAAGAAAGGAUGUCAAACACAUCUGGGAUGGCAUGAGGGUGAGUAAAUGAUGAGAGAAUUACAAUUGUUGGGUGCACUGUCCCUUUAAGAAUCAUCUGUGGUGAAAUCUGGGGUAUAUGUUUUCAGAACAAGUGAGAUACGCUCAACAUAUUCAUGCUAACUGCUCUAUGCUAAAAGACCGUUCUUCUGUGGCUGUAAUUUAGCUAGAAGCGUUCAACGUUUGCUAAUCCAUAAUUAUGACCAAUGGCUCUGUGGUUUUCUAAUGAAACAACUAAUCAGCUUCAUUGAACUUGCUUUAUGUGCUCUGAAGUGUUAAAGUUGUAAGACAGUCUCUGCUUGUUUGUACGGUGAUCUGUCCCAACAUGGUAAUGUUCUAGUGUGUUUCUGUUAUUACAGUGUUAACUACUGUGUUAUAAUAUUGUGCUUGUGCGCCGACGAUUCAUCCUGUCACUUGCUGUUAAUCUAAUGUUUGUGCCCAUUAUUAGUAAGAGUUUGUACUCGUCACUCGUACUGUUUCCGUUGGCUUGUAAUUGCUUUAAGCUCCGCCUACUCCAAUCUCUGCUUCCUGAGUGGUCUGUUUGUCUGUCACUGAAGGAGGUACAAGAUCUGUUUAUUAGUGAAUCUAAUGAAAACAUGUCCAGGACAUUUUUAUGGAGAAAAAAGAAA
Xyrauchen texanus (razorback sucker) is the source of this 2760-nucleotide messenger RNA. RefSeq names its product Kv channel-interacting protein 1-like. Gene Ontology annotation, biological process: regulation of potassium ion transmembrane transport. The record is from RefSeq and is a predicted model, not a curated record. NCBI's taxonomy places the organism in Eukaryota, Metazoa, Chordata, Actinopteri, Cypriniformes, Catostomidae. Bases 297 to 947 code for a protein of 216 amino acids. Gene Ontology annotation, molecular function: potassium channel regulator activity; calcium ion binding; transmembrane transporter binding. Gene Ontology annotation, cellular component: voltage-gated potassium channel complex. The transcript is spliced from 8 exons.